AGUGGGAGGGACUGGGGACUGGCGUCACGUCCGCGCGAGAGCGAUACGCAGGAAAGGCUACGCGCAGUGUGAGCGUGAGAGGAUGGAGGCCGCAGAGCAGCAGCGGAGCUCGAGUGACGGCGCGCCCGCCAGAGGAGCGGGAGUCCCGGGCAGUGGGGGCGGAGCAGGUCCGGGAGGUGGCGCGGAAGGCGAGCGGGAUAGAGAUCGAGCUACUUUUGAGUGCAACAUCUGCCUGGACACCGCCCGGGACGCGGUCAUCAGCCUCUGUGGACAUCUGUUCUGUUGGCCGUGUCUUCAUCAGUGGCUGGAGACGCGUCCCAGCAGACAGCAGUGUCCCGUGUGUAAAGCAGGAAUCAGUCGAGAUAAAGUCAUCCCCCUGUACGGCCGGGGCAGCACCAGUCAGGAAGACCCCAGAUUGAAAACACCACCACGACCUCAGGGUCAAAGGACAGAACCAGAGAGCAGAGGACCAUUUCAGGGGUUUGGUGACGCAGGGUUUCACAUGUCUUUUGGAGUCGGGGCUUUUCCGUUUGGUUUUUUCACCACAGUCUUUAACACCAAUGACAACUUCCACAGACGAGAUCCUCAUUACGGAGGCGAUCAUCAAGCCGACGGUAACGGCAACAACUGGCAGGACUCGCUCUUCCUCUUCCUGGCCGUCAUCUUCUUCUUCUGGCUGCUGAGCGUCUGAUGCCUUCUCGCUUCAGCCCGUCUGCGCUGGAAGCGACAGAAACACGUGCUUUCAGAAGAUCAGCUGUCUGUGUCUCACUCUCACACACACACACACACACACACACAUCAGUGUUGAGAGACAGUAUUAAUAAAACACUACAGGAGCUGACGAAGCAGCUCACAAAACAGCAUAAUUCACCCCAAAAUCAAUACAAUUACAUUGUGCAUAUAGAAAAUUAUGAUUAAACACAUUUAAUUCCCAAAUUCUUAUCACUUUAAUGUCUUAAGUAGUUAAUUGUCAUGAAAAGAAUGUCUUAGUGCAUUUUAUUAGUUACAUAAAAAAUAGCUAUAGAAACAAGAAAUGCAAACCAGAAAUUAUUUUCCCGACAGUUGACAACAUUUAUUGUCUAAAUUCUUAUUUCUGUAAGUUGAGAUGUUCUAGUCUCUUUUAUUACUCUAAUAAUAUAUACUUCUUUUUUGCUGUUAUAGUAAAAAUAAUUGAGUGGGGGCAAAUGUUUCAUUAAGUAAGUAAAUAUCAGAAUGGAUAAAAUCGUAAAAGUUAAAAAGUAUUUCCUUUCUUGUGAUUUUUGGGAUGAAAUAUUACCCAGAUAUUUUGCCGCAGGUUUUGUGAGAUUCACCAUAUUUGUUCACAACUUUCUGUAGCAUUUCAUUGUCAUGCCAAAGAAUUUGUGUAAUGAAAUGAUAUACAUCAUGAAUCAAUGUUGCGCUAAGGGCUUUUCGACUUUGAACCCCGGCUUGUGGACCGAUCCUUUCCCCCUCUUUCUCUCUCACUUCACUUUCUGUUUGCUCUACACGUUCCUAUCGAAAGACAAGACGCAGAAAAAUGAUGACUGAUGUCAUGUAUGUAGGGUUUAUUUCAGUACACGUGAAAGCGUUUGGGGACGUGUCACUUAUUGAGAUCCUUAAAUCUGACCGAUGAACAAAAACUAGUCCCUAUCAUACUUCUGUUAUAAAAGGGUGAAUCUCGUGAGGCCUUUAUGACCUGGACAUUUCCUAAUUUCAUCCCAAAACCAAAAGAAAAAAAAUGUAUAUUGUGCAGAAAGACAUAAAACAAAAGGAUCUUUUUUGAUUUUUAAGCCCAAUUUCAACUAAGCACAUUGAUGCAAAAAUGAUCACAUAUAUAUACAGGUAUAUGCAAAAAAUAUUGCUAAGAUUUGAAAACCUCAUAAUUAUAAUGCAUAUGUAUAUAUCUCAUUGCUAUGAUGCCAAAAUGUGAAUCUGCGUGUGUGUGUGUGUGUGUGUGUAUAUUUACAUCAUAGCAAUGAUGUUUAAUUGUUAUUAAAAUAAUUGUUUUAAAAAGGUUUGAAAAUGGGCUUACAUUCAUUCAUAUAUAAUGUUUGUGUGUACAAAUGUUGUUGUUUUAUAUAUAUAUAUAUAUAUAUAUAUAUAUAUAUAUAUAUAUAUAUAUAUAUAUAUAUAAAAUAACAAAUGUCACAUUCAGAAAUUUCAGAAAUAUUACAGAAAUAAGAAUUUAAGAUUUUAAUGUUAAUUGUCCUAAAAAUUUCUUGAUACAUUUUUUUUCUUUUUGGUUUAGAGUGAAAUAUUAGCUGAAUAUGCUUUUGUGACAUCCACCCUUUAUUUUCAAUGUGAGAUUUAAUUUAAAUAAAUGUCCCAGAGAUGCACACUAGUCAUAAGCUAAAGGUGAUCAGACGCUGACGUUCAGACCAGGAUGAGCUUCAGGUGUGUUCAGGAAGUGUUUCCACAACAGAUUUAUCUGCUGUGUGUUUGUUGUGUAAAGCAUACGUCACAACUGUUAUUAAUCAGCCGAUUCGGAGUUCACACACGAGUGAAGAUUCAUUCAAAAUUCAUUAUGCAUUCAGUAAAUAUACUAUUUUCAUGUCUGAAAGAUUAUAGAUAAGAACAAUUUUACAAAAAGUGAGUUUAAUUUUCAUACACCCUUCGAAGUCCUCAGAGUCGUGAGUGUCGGGAGUGUGAGCUGCUGGUGUGUAUGUGGGUGUGUAUAUAUAUGUGUGUAUAUGGAUAUUGUACAUGAUGUUUUUAAGCGUCUCUCUGUCAUUGGCUGUGACGUUUGAUUGACAGCUGGGAGGUGAUGGUUUGUAAUCCCGUCAGUUUUAACUCUUUGUCAAUGUAACAAACUUCCUGUGAACAAGAACAUUUCUGUUGACUUCCUCUCUCUGCAAAGUGAUUGGCCGGCUUUGGACCACGCCCACUUGUUUCAUGUCACAGCGCUGGUUGUAUUGAUUGAUAUCUGCUGGGCAUAAAGUGGGCGGGUUUAUGAUUUUGGGUGACUUUAGUUGAAAUUGCUCGUUUGUCUUUUUCCUUUUUGCAUUAUGCCGGUUAAUUAUGUUUGUAACAAGUCUUUUUUGUCAUAAAAAGUUUUUUGGUAGUUAAAUUGCAUAUAAUUAUUGUGCAUAUGGGGCGGAAACUAAAGUGGGUGUGGCCUGUUCUAUGGCACUUGAGAAAUAAACAUUUAAUACAGUCA
This is a messenger RNA of Carassius gibelio (silver crucian carp), 3136 nucleotides long. Its product is annotated as E3 ubiquitin-protein ligase RNF5. The coding region runs from base 83 to 691 and encodes 202 amino acids. Gene Ontology annotation, molecular function: ubiquitin-like protein conjugating enzyme binding; ubiquitin protein ligase activity; metal ion binding. Gene Ontology annotation, biological process: ubiquitin-dependent protein catabolic process. Gene Ontology annotation, cellular component: endoplasmic reticulum. The transcript has 6 exons. NCBI's taxonomy places the organism in Eukaryota, Metazoa, Chordata, Actinopteri, Cypriniformes, Cyprinidae. The record is from RefSeq and is a predicted model, not a curated record.